Molecule: messenger RNA, 603 nt
Organism: Sporisorium graminicola
Lineage: Eukaryota; Fungi; Basidiomycota; Ustilaginomycetes; Ustilaginales; Ustilaginaceae
Exons: 4
Coding region: 1-603 (200 amino acids)
Biological process (GO): ceramide transport; intermembrane lipid transfer
Cellular component (GO): membrane; cytosol; cytoplasm
Molecular function (GO): ceramide 1-phosphate transfer activity; ceramide 1-phosphate binding
Source: RefSeq, a predicted model, not a curated record
AUGGCGACCACAUACUUUGAGCAGUGCAAGCGUUCGUUCGCAGAUGUGCCUACCGAGGGCGGCGUCGACACGGCCGCAUUCUUGGAAGCCUGUGAGGGUCUCGUCAAGCUGUUUGACUUGCUCGGCAAUGCGGCAUUCAAAGUAGUUCAGAACGACAUGAACGGAAACAUCGCAAAAGUCAACACUCGCUUGAAUGCAACGGGCGCCGGAAUGUCGGGCACGCUUGAAAAGCUGGUCCAGAACGAAGGCCCUGGCGGCACAUCCAAGCGACCGGCCACCGAAGGCCUUAUGUGGCUCCUUCGGGGUCUCGACUUCACUGCACAGGCGAUGCGCAACUCGGUCAACAACAAGAACGAAGAGCUCGCCACCAGCUUCACCAACGCCUACGGCACUUCGCUCCGCCCACAUCACGGCAUGCUCGUUCGACCCGUAUUUGCGCUCGCCAUGAAGGCUUGUCCUUACCGCAAGGACUUCUACGCAAAGCUCGGCGAACCCCAGUCCAAGGUCGAUGAAGAGUUGGAAAAGUGGCUUGCUGCGUUGGAGAAGAUUGUCGCUCACAUGAAGAGCUUUUACGCUUCUGGCAAGUAUGACAAGGGCUUCUAA